This is a messenger RNA of Oncorhynchus keta (chum salmon), 1124 nucleotides long. RefSeq lists its product as uncharacterized. Bases 62 to 817 code for a protein of 251 amino acids. The record is from RefSeq and is a predicted model, not a curated record. The transcript is spliced from 2 exons. Lineage: Eukaryota; Metazoa; Chordata; Actinopteri; Salmoniformes; Salmonidae.
CUUUACAGUGUUUCCUAGCCUCAGUGCAGUGGGCAGCUGGGAGGAGGUGCUCUUACUCUCCAUGGACUUUACAGUGUUUCCUAGCCUCAGUGCAGUGGGCAGCUGGGAGGAGGUGCUCUUACUCUCCAUGGACUUUACAGUGUUUCCUAGCCUCAGUGCAGUGGGCAGCUGGGAGGAGGUGCUCUUACUCUCCAUGGACUUUACAGUGUUUCCUAGCCUCAGUGCAGUGGGCAGCUGGGAGGAGGUGCUCUUACUCUCCAUGGACUUUACAGUGUUUCCUAGCCUCAGUGCAGUGGGCAGCUGGGAGGAGGUUCUCUUAUUCUCCAUGGACUUUACAGUGUUUCCUAGCCUCAGUGCAGUGGGCAGCUGGGAGGAGGUGCUCUUAUUCUCCAUGGACUUUACAGUGUUUCCUAGCCUCAGUGCAGUGGGCAGCUGGGAGGAGGUGCUCUUACUCUCCAUGGACUUUACAGUGUUUCCUAGCCUCAGUGCAGUGGGCAGCUGGGAGGAGGUGCUCUUAUUCUCCAUGGACUUUGCAGUGCUUCCUAGCCUCAGUGCAGUGGGCAGCUGGGAGGAGGUGCUCUUACUCUCCAUGGACUUUACAGUGCUUCCUAGCCUCAGUGCAGUGGGCAGCUGGGAGGAGGUGCUCUUAUUCUCCAUGGACUUUACAGUGCUUCCUAGCCUCAGUGCAGUGGGCAGCUGGGAGGAGGUGCUAUUACUCUCCAUGGACUUUACAGUGCUUCCUAGCCUCAGUGCAGUGGGCAGCUGGGAGGAGGUGCUAUUACUCUCCAUGGACUUUACAGUGUCCCAGAACUUUUGAGGUAGUACUUCAGGAUGCAAAUUUCUGUUUGAAAAGCUAGCCUUUGCUUUCCUAACUGCCUGUGCAUAUUGGUUCCUAAAUUCCCUGAAAAGUUGCAUAUCACGGGGGCUAUUCGAUGCUAAUGCAGUACGCCACAGGAUGUUUUUGUGCUGGUCAAGGGCAGUCAAGUCUGGGGUGAACCAAGGACUAUAUCUAUUCCUAGUUCUACAUUUUUUGAAUGGGGCAUGCUUAUUUAAGAUGGUGAGGAUGGCACUUUUAAAGGAAUAGCCAGGCAUCAUCUUCUGACGGGUUGAGGUCAUGGUCAUUC